CGGCUCACUCAGUCUGCGACACACAGUUGAAGCUACAAGAUCGAUUCGGCGGACAGUUCGUAUCGAAGCCUAAGGCCCGCCUCCGUUUCCAAUUGCCCGGUGCAAUUCUCAGUGAAGUGAACGAUUUAUGGAAAUUCAUUGAUUGCAAUUCCAGCCGACAAGUGUGUGAAUUAAAAACAAACCACAGUCCCAGUUACCUGAACCUCAGCGCCAUGAAACCCAGCCGGAUCCACACAAUGCUGCCAAUUAUGAUGGUAAUCAUCGCCAGCUCGUGCUGCGUACACGGCCAGUCCUAUCUGCUCAGUUUGGAGAACGUCCUCAACGAGUCCUCCCACCAGCUGUCCUACAACCUUACCUCCGCGAACGGAACCACCGAGGUGGACUUGUUUCCCGACACCAUCCCGAACAACACCCGGAUAAUUGUCUACAAAAACACUCGCGUUGAAUCGCCCAACGAACUAUCCCAAACGGCGAUGGAUGUGAUCACGAUUGUGUGGUAUGUGGCCACCUUCUUGGCCCUGGCUGCCUUCUUCAUGCUGAUGGCCUGUUCGGAUCGUCGCUGUCGCGACAUGAGGCGUCGCCCCACCGGAAGUCAGCCCACCGAGGGUCUGAGGGCACCACCCACUCCCUCCCCUUCGUACAGUGAAUUUGCACCACCCAGCUACGAUACCGUUAUCAAGAUGCAGCAUGCGGCCAAAACGAGUGUGUUUGUGAUACCGUUCAGCAACAAGUCCGGCGAACUGGGUGCCCCCAACUCACCUCCGCCCGUGACAGCAAGUCCAUUGCCACCUGCUGUGACCUGCGACAUGAUCAUCGUCAACGAACUGCAGAAGUCGGCCGACUAACCGAUAAGCCAUCGGUGAAGACUCAGCCUUCGCCCCUCGACUCUGUGAUAUUUGCUGUUUAAUGGCAAUGGGCCAAGUAUUAGAUGUCGUAAGAUCCCACAAAAAAGACUGACAAUGAAAGAUAUCUGUAUGUGCAUAUACGCAUUCAAAUGCCAGUUCAACUGAAACUAGAUGAAUAAGUUAUUAUCUGUAAUAAAACAAAAAUGUUAUCGAA
Drosophila ficusphila is the source of this 1059-nucleotide messenger RNA. RefSeq lists its product as uncharacterized. The coding region runs from base 213 to 845 and encodes 210 amino acids. Lineage: Eukaryota; Metazoa; Arthropoda; Insecta; Diptera; Drosophilidae. The record is from RefSeq and is a predicted model, not a curated record. The transcript is spliced from 3 exons.